UUCAGUUCUUAGUUUCACUGUAGUUCAAUGUUCUUAAUUUCAUAUUUAAAAGUUUAUAGAUUCAAGAUUAAGAAUAACUCAUAAGUAUUAAGCACUAAGUACAGUUUUAGAUACAUAUUACAAGUUAUAUAAUGUUUAUAAGCAAUUAUAAUUUGUUGUUAUGUUGUAUAUUAAUAUAAUAAUACAUUUAUUAAUAUCUAUUACGGAGUAUGGAAAAAUUAAUAAUACAAAAUACAAAUUAACAUUAAUUCGUUAAUGCGUUAUGGAUUCCUCAAUACCUAACAGUAGUACGAGUUCAUUUAAGUGUGUUACUUUAAAUUAUGAAAUGGAUAGUUCCAAUGAAGAUAUUGAUCAACAAGUUCUACGAGAAGCUGGAGAACAAACUAUUAGUGCAGAAUGGUCGGCUACAGUAUCUGCAUUAAGUUCAUCAGACACAACUUCAAGUAAUACCUAUAUUAAUAUUGAGACAUUAAAAGAGUGUUGUGCUAAUCCUUCGGAUACUCUUAAAGAUAAAGAAGAUUUUAUGGUUUUUGAAUCUUCUUCUACUGCUAUAAAUACAUCAAAGUUCAAUGCCAAUGACACAAAAUGUCAUUCAGAAUGUAAAACCACAGCAUUUCAAAAAAAACACAAACCAAUUUCUCAAAAUUUUAGUCGUGUGUUUGAGAAUAUUUUAAACGACGAUAGUCAGAUGGAGAUAACUCAGAAUAGUAUUUGUUUAAAUCGCUUUCAAAAGCGUAAGAGAUUGAUACCUCAUAAUGAUGAAGAUUUUAUUGAAAUUAAUAAUUCCAAUUAUAGUGGAUUAGAUAAUGUGGAAAUUAGCAUGAUGAAGUCUCCAAAAUUUUGUUUUUCCAAAAAAAAAAAGGAUCAUAUUGAUAUACCAGAUUAUAAUUUAUCUGCCACAGAGAGUGUUUCAAUUGCUGAUGAUACUAAUAUAUCUAAAAUAAAAGAAAAUAUCACAAAUUUGCCUCUUGUUGUAGAUGAUAGUUCUAUCAAUAUCAUGGAGGUAUCCAAAGCAGAAGUCCUUGAACAAAAAUUUAGCCGCAAAACUAUUAAUGUACCUGAUACUGCAUUUGAUAAUAUUAUUAAUGAUUCAAGCAUGAUAUCCGAUAUUGCACUCAAUAACAAAAGGACAUCCUUGAAUGAGAUCUCAGUGUCAAAUGUUAAUAAUACUCCAAUGUUUAGUAAAACGAGUCUGUUAAAUUUAAAUCAUACUUAUGAUGUACAUAUUAAUACUGAUUCUACUAGUUUCAAAGAUUCAAUUUCUGAUGAUGCUGAUAUACCUAGAGUAAAACAAAAUACUGUUUUUAAAAAACCAUCAAAUUCAUCUAUUCUUGUUAAUGACAACUCCAACAAUAUGGAUGUAUCCAACACUGAAGUUUUUACACACAAGUUCAACCGAAAAACAAUUGAUAUAACUAAUUCUGCAUUUGAUAAUAUUAUUAAUGAUUCAAGCAUGAUAUCUGAUAUUGCACUCAAUAACAAAAAGACAUCCUUGAAUGAGAUCUCAGUGUCAAAUGUUAAUAAUACUCCAAUGUUUAGUAAAACGAGUCUGUUAAAUUUAAAUCAUACUUAUGAUGUACAUAUUAAUACUGAUUCUACUAGUUUCAAAGAUUCAAUUUCUGAUGAUGCUGAUAUACCUAGAGUAAAACAAAAUACUGUUUUUAAAAAACCAUCAAAUGCAUCUAUUAUUUUAAAUGACAGCUCCAACAGUAUUGAUGUAUCUAACACUGAAGUUUUUACACACAAGUUUAACCGAAAAACAAUUGAUGUAGCUGAUUCAGUAUUUGACAAUAUUAUUAAUAAUUCAAGUAUUAUAACAGACAAUACAUUAAAUAACAAAUAUACAUCCUCAAAUGAGACAUUAGUAUGUAAUGUCCAUGAUACUCCAGGAUUCAGUAAAAUAGACAUAUCUAAUUUAAACUAUACCUAUGAUAUACCAACAAAUAUCAAUACUUCUAAAAUUGAUAUUUCUAUUACUGGUAAUAAUAACAUAACUAAAGUAAAACAAAAUGCUGGACUUAAAAAAUCUUCAAAAUCAUCUUUUGUUGUUAAUAAUUGCUCAAACAAUGUCAUGGAUAUAUCCAAUACAGAAGUUUUUACUCACAAGUUCAGCCGAAAAAUAAUUGAUGUCACUAAUUCUGUAUUUGACAAUAUUAUUAAUGAUUCAAGCAUUAUUUCUGAUGUUGCACUCAAUAACAAAAAGGUAUCCUUAAUUCAGACCUCAGUGUCAAACGUGAAUAACACUCCAGUUUUUAAUACAAUGGACAUUUCUAAUUUAAAUCAUACCUAUGAUAUACCUAUAAUUAACAAUACUACUCUUUUGGAUAAUGUUGUUGAAAAUGAUAAAAGUAUGUCUGAAACUCCUAUUUUACUUAAAUACAAUACACCCAAAAGCCUUAAUUUAUUACCAUUAAAAUUUAAUUUUAAUAAUAAAAUUGGUCGUCAUAGUCUUAGUUAUCAAGAAAAAUGUACAAGCUUUGAUGGAGUAAAAAAACACAACAUUUCAUUAAAUACUGAUUUUAUGGAAUACACUGAAGAUAAAUCCAAUACUUUUAAUAAAUUAGGUGGUAAUAAUAAUGUGAACAUAGAUACACAUUUGCAUAUUUCUAAAAUUCAAGAAACCAACAAAAGUUCUCAGAAAAUACAACCACUUGACAAUUCAUUAUUAACUAAUAAAUUAAAUCAAGAACAACUUAAAUUGAAGUGCUCAAUUAGUUCAAAUUCAAAUAAUAAGGAUUUAUUAUUACCAAAUACUACAAAAUUAUUAGAAAGUAAUGAAUUUCAGAAAAAUCAAUCCAAAAAUUCAAUAAGUUCUAAUUAUUCAAAUAAUGAAGGUUUAACAUUACUAAAUUCUACCACUGGAUUAUUGGAAAGUUGUAGUUCAUUAAGAAAUCAGUCAAGGUUAUUGACAUCGAAAGAUUCAAAAAGUUCUAUUUCAAAUAAUAAGACUUUUAAUUUAACUAUGGAAGCAUUAAAGAGUAAUGAAUCCCAGAAAACUCAAUCAAAAGAUUCAAUAAUUUCUACUUCUAGUAAUGAAAGUUUAUCAUUAACAAAUUCUACUAUUGGAUCCUCAGAAAGACGUAGUUCGUCUAGAAAUAAAUCAUCAUUGACAUCUAAACAUUCAACAAGUGUUAUUUCAAACAAUGAUAGUUUAACAUUAUUAAGUACCACUGUGGGAUCAUUAGAAAGUAAUGAAUCUCAGAAAACACAAUCAAUGUGUUCAACUAGUCCUUCUACUGACAAUGAAGGUUUAUCAUUAAUAAAUUCUACUACUGGAUUCUCAGAAAGACGUAGUUCAUCUAGAAAUAAAUCAUUAUUGACAUCUAAACAUUCAACAAGUGUUAUUUCAAACAAUGACAGUUUGACAUUAAAUACCACUAUGGGAUCGUUGAAAAAUGAUGAAUCUCAGAAAACACAAUCAAAGCGUUCGAUUAGUCCUUCUUCAGAUCAUGAAAGUUUAAAAUCAACAAAUAGACGUAGUUCGUCUAGAAAUAAAUCAUUGACAUCUAAACAUUCAACAAGUGUUAUUUCAAACAAUGAUAGUUUAACAUUGUUAAGUACCACUGUGGGAUCAUUAGAAAGUAAUGAAUCCCAGAAGACACAAUCAAUGCGUUCAACUAGUCCUUCUACUGACAAUGAAGGUUUAUCAUUAAUAAAUUCUACUACUGGAUUCUCAGAAAGACGUAGUUCGUCUAGAAAUAAAUCAUCAUUGACAUCUAAACAUUCAACAAGUGUUAUUUCAAACAAUGACAGUUUGACAUUAAAUACCACUAUGGGAUCAUUAGAAAGUAAUGAAUCCCAGAAGACACAAUCAAAGUAUUCAAUUAGUCCUUCAUACAAUGACAGUUUAAAAUCAACAACUUCUACUACUGGAUUCUCAGAAAGACGUAGUUCAUCUAGAAAUAAAUCAUCAUCAUUGACAUCUAAACAUUCAACAAGUGUUAUUUCAAACAAUGACAGUUUGACAUUAAAUACCACUGUGGGAUCAUUAAAAAAUAAUGAAUCUCAGAAAACACAAUCAAAGCGUUCAAUUAGUCCUUCUUCAGAUAAUGAAAGUUUAAAAUCAACAAAUUCUACUACUGGAUUCUUAGAAAGACGUAGUUCAUCUAGAAAUAAAUCAUCAUCAUUGACAUCUAAACAUUCAACAAGUGUUAUUUCAAACAAUGACAGUUUGACAUUAAAUACCACUGUGGGAUCAUUAAAAAAUAAUGAAUCUCAGAAAACACAAUCAAAGCGUUCAAUUAGUCCUUCAGAUAAUGAAAGUUUAAAAUCAACAAAUAGACGUAGUUCGUCUAGAAAUAAAUCAUCAUUAUUGACAUCUAAACAUUCAACAAGUGUUAUUUCAAACAAUAACAGUUUGCUAUUAUUAAAUACCACUGUGGGAUCAUUAGAAAGUAAUGAAUCUCAGAAAACACAAUCAAAGCGUUCAAUUAGUCCUUCAUACAAUGAAAGAUUAAAAUCAACAAAUUCUACUAUUGGAUUCUCAGAAAAACGUAGUUCGCCUAGAAAUAAAUCAUUACCAUCGACAUCUAAACCUUCAACAAGUUCUAUUUCAAAUAAUGACAGUACAACAUCAUUAAAUUCCACUACAGGAUUAUCAAUAAGUGGUAGAUCGGCUAAAAUUCAAUCUAAACAUUUAAAAAGUACUACUUUAAAUAUUGAAGAUUUAUCAACUUUGAAUACCCCUACUGAAUCAUUAAAACGAAAUGUGUCAAAACAAACAAAGUUGAGUAAUGUUGCUCCAAUUAUUAUUGAUGAUUUAACAACUAGGAAUACUACUGCUGAACCUUUUGAACAAAAUGUAAUAUCAAUACAUCAAUCAAAUUCUUCACCAAAUAUUUCUAUAAAAACGUCCACUAAUAGAUUAAUACUAGAAGAUGAUACAAAUUAUACUAAUAAAAUACAUAGUUUAUCAUCAAAACAAGAAAACCAUUUGCAUAAUAAUAUUGAUCAAGUAAACCCAAAUAUUACAGAUGGCUCAGUAGUAGAAAAUAGAUCAUCUAAGAUUAGAGUAUUAAGAUCUUCUUUGGGUAUUAAUAAAAAUAAGUCUUUAUUAACUAGAUCGUUAAGGUCAAAUAAUAAUGUAAAUAAGUUAUCUACGAGUUCAACUAGAACUUCAAAAGGUGUAGUUAAUUUUAAUGAUGAAAGUCUUAAUAAUAAUUCUGAUAAUUCAUUAUUUUGGACAACAUUACCUGAUGAAACCACAAGCAUAUCAAAUACCCAGAAUAAUGUAAAUGUGAAUACGUUUCAAACACCUAAAAGUAAUAAAUUAAUUAUUACAGAAAAUAUAGUCAACACAAUUAAAAUCAUGUCUACAAAUAAACGAAAAUCUACUCAUCCAGGCGCUUUUGAACUUGAUGAUCAUAAUGAUGGACCAUUAACAAGAUCAUUUGUAACACGUUCAUGUAACCAUAGUCCUUCAAUUCUAACUUUGGUCUUCGGUGGACAAAAAAUUUCUGAAUCGACGUCAUCACUCACACAUUCUCUCUCUGAAACUAUUAUUGAUCAAUCACAGGUUGAAGAAAAUAUAAAACAAAAGUUCAAAUCAUUGUAUAAGAAAGAAUCAUGGAUUACAAAACGUCUUUACAAAUUCUUAAUUAUUAAACUGCAACCAAAUUAUAAUAUAUAUUCGGUGAAGUAUGCAGAAAAGUUUGUCAAAUACCUAGCAAUGCUUUUAAAACAAAUUCAUAAUGAUAAAGUAAAUUUACAAUUGUAUACAGACAUGUUGAGAUACCACAUGGCAAGAUAUGGAAUCAUCAGAGAUACAUUUGAUUACUUAGGGUUUUUGUCUGAUUACAUACCAAUGGCUUAUUAUAAAAAAUUAGUUCCUGGGUGGAACCUUGAAACUUCAGCAGUCAAAUUUGAUCCACAAAAAUAUUAUAUUCCCCUCAUGGAUGAUGAAGAAUUCUUAAAUUAUAUUAUGAAACACCUAAAAGAAGCUUAGUAAAACCCAGUUUACCUAUUAAUAAAUAAAAAUACAUUAAAUUGGUGUUAUUUGUAUAUUAUAUUAUUAUUAUCAUAUUAUAUGAAGUAGAAUUAAUAAGAAAUUUUAUUUUAUAGUUUAUUAUUUAUUUAAUUUUACUACAUAAAAAUGUAAUUUAUAAUUUUUUUAGAUAUAAUAUAUAGUAUUUUACUACUGAACUUUUUAAUAAUAAAACUUAAUCAAUGUUUUGUGCAUUAUGUUAAAAAAUAAUUUUUUUUUAUUGUAGUUAAAAGUAUAUUUACUGUAUUUUCUAUGAUUAAUUAUUGUUAAACAAAUAUGUUUGUAGUUUUUUAACAGUUUGUUAUGAAACAAAAAAUUUAAUUUUUCAUAUUUACCAAAUGAUGGUUUUUGUAUUAUAUACAUAACUAUAAUAAAAUAUCAGUUUUCUUUAA
Rhopalosiphum padi (bird cherry-oat aphid) is the source of this 6375-nucleotide messenger RNA. RefSeq names its product serine-rich adhesin for platelets-like. The coding region runs from base 263 to 5944 and encodes 1893 amino acids. NCBI's taxonomy places the organism in Eukaryota, Metazoa, Arthropoda, Insecta, Hemiptera, Aphididae. The record is from RefSeq and is a predicted model, not a curated record. The transcript is spliced from 3 exons.